Messenger RNA from Trichomycterus rosablanca, 3715 nucleotides. It is a transcript of the gene polr3b, whose product is annotated as polymerase (RNA) III (DNA directed) polypeptide B. Gene Ontology annotation, biological process: DNA-templated transcription. Bases 99 to 3323 code for a protein of 1074 amino acids. The transcript has 27 exons. Gene Ontology annotation, molecular function: ribonucleoside binding; DNA binding. Lineage: Eukaryota; Metazoa; Chordata; Actinopteri; Siluriformes; Trichomycteridae. The record is from RefSeq and is a predicted model, not a curated record. Gene Ontology annotation, cellular component: RNA polymerase III complex.
AAUGGAAGUUGCUUCCAGCCUUUUUAAAGAUAAAAGGUUUGGUAAAACAACACAUUGACUCAUUCAACUACUUCAUUAAUGUGGAGAUAAAAAAGAUCAUGAAGGCUAAUGAAAAGAUUACAAGCGAUGCAGAACCUAUGUGGUAUCUAAAGUACCUUAAUAUUUAUGUUGGGAUGCCUGAUGUGGAAGAGAGCUUUAAUGUAACCAGACCAGUGUCUCCACAUGAGUGUCGUCUAAGAGACAUGACCUACUCUGCUCCCAUCACUGUGGAUAUAGAAUACACCAGAGGCAGUCAGAGGAUUAUCCGCAAUGCAUUACCAAUCGGAAGGAUGCCGAUUAUGUUGCGCAGUUCCAACUGCGUCCUGACAGGCAAGACGCCCAUGGAGUUCUCUAAACUCAACGAGUGUCCCCUAGAUCCAGGUGGUUAUUUUAUUGUCAAGGGUCAGGAGAAAGUGAUUCUUAUUCAGGAACAGCUGUCCAAGAACCGAAUCAUUGUGGAUCAAGAUCGCAAGGGUGCAGUGGGAGCCUCUGUGACAAGUUCCACUCAUGAGAAGAAGAGCAGAACAAACAUGAUUGUGAAACAGGGCCGUUUCUACCUGAAGCACAACACACUGUCCGAGGAUGCGCCAAUAGCCAUCAUCUUCAAGGCAAUGGGUGUGGAGAGUGAUCAGGAAAUAGUGCAGAUGAUUGGCACAGAGGAGCACGUCAUGGCCGCUUUUGCCCCCAGUCUGGAAGAGUGCCAGAAAGCACAGAUUUUCACCCAAACGCAGGCUCUGAAAUACAUUGGAAAUAAGGUGCGGCGUCAGCGUAUGUGGGGUGGUCCAAAGAAAACCAAGAUGGAAGAAGCCAGAGAACUGCUGGCCUCAACCAUCCUCACCCACGUGCCUGUGAAAGAGUUUAACUUUCGGGCUAAGUGCAUCUACCUGGCUGUGAUGGUGCGCAGAGUGAUCCUUGCUCAAGGAAACAACAAAGUGGAUGAUCGUGACUACUAUGGUAACAAGCGUCUGGAGCUGGCUGGCCAGCUUUUGUCUCUGCUGUUUGAGGAUCUCUUUAAGAAGUUUAAUUCUGAGUUGAAGAAGAUUGCAGACCAGAUCAUUCCCAAGCAAAGAGCUGCUCAGUUCGAUGUGGUCAAACACAUGCGACAGGACCAGAUCACAAACGGCAUGGUUAAUGCUAUCUCAACUGGAAACUGGUCUCUCAAAAGAUUUAAGAUGGACAGACAGGGUGUGACGCAGGUGCUGUCACGUCUUUCCUUCAUUUCGGCUCUAGGAAUGAUGACCCGUAUCUCCUCUCAGUUUGAGAAAACCAGGAAGGUGAGCGGGCCACGUUCUCUGCAGCCCUCACAGUGGGGAAUGCUGUGCCCCUCAGAUACUCCUGAAGGAGAGGCUUGUGGACUGGUGAAAAACCUGGCUCUGAUGACUCACAUUACCACAGACAUGGAAGACGGACCGAUCAUUAAGCUUGCUUUUAACCUGGGAGUGGAGGACGUCAAUCUGCUAUGUGGAGAGGAGCUUUCUUAUCCCACUGUCUUCCUGGUUUUCCUCAAUGGUAACAUCCUCGGAGUGAUCAGAGACCAUCGUAAGCUCGUCAGUACGUUCAGGCUGAUGAGAAGAGCUGGAUUCAUUAAUGAGUUUGUGUCGAUCUCCACCAAUGUGACAGACCGGUGUGUCUAUAUCUCCUCUGAUGGGGGGCGCCUCUGCAGGCCCUACAUCAUUGUGAAGAAUGGGCAGCCAGCUGUGAAGAACAAACACAUUGAGGAGCUGUCUCAGGGCUACAGAAGCUUUGAGGACUUCCUACAUGAAAGUCUGGUCGAGUAUCUAGAUGUGAAUGAGGAGAAUGACUGCAGCAUUGCUCUGUAUGAACACAUGAUCACAAAGGACACUACUCAUUUGGAAAUUGAGCCGUUUACUCUUCUGGGGGUUUGUGCUGGUUUGAUCCCUUAUCCCCAUCAUAACCAGUCUCCCAGAAAUACCUACCAGUGUGCUAUGGGCAAGCAGGCCAUGGGAACUAUUGGCUAUAACCAGAGGAACCGAAUUGACACUCUGAUGUACCUGCUUGCCUAUCCACAGAGACCCAUGGUUAAAACCAAGACCAUUGAAUUAAUUGAAUUUGAGAAGCUUCCUGCAGGUCAGAAUGCCACGGUGGCUGUGAUGAGCUACAGCGGGUAUGAUAUAGAGGAUGCCCUCGUGCUAAAUAAAGCCUCACUAGACAGAGGUUUUGGCAGGUGUCUUGUUUACAAGAAUGCUAAGUGCACCCUUAGACGUUACACUAACCAGACCUUUGAUAAGGUGAUGGGUCCAAUGCUGGAUGCAGAAACACGGAAGCCCAUCUGGAGACACAGCAUCCUGGAUGCAGAUGGCAUUUGCUCUCCUGGGGAGCGAGUGGAGAAUAAGCAGGUGCUGGUGAACAAGUCGAUGCCCACGGUCACUCAAACACCACUGGAGGGCAGUACCCAGCCAAACCAGCCACAGUACAGAGAUGUGCCCAUUGGCUAUAAGGGCUCAACAGACUCGUACAUAGAAAAGGUGAUGAUCUCCUCAAAUGCUGAAGACGCUUUCCUAGUGAAGAUCCUGCUCAGGCAGACACGUCGACCCGAGAUAGGAGACAAAUUCAGCAGCCGGCAUGGACAGAAAGGUGUUUGUGGCUUGAUUGUCCCUCAGGAGGACAUGCCGUUUUGUGACUCCGGGAUCUGUCCAGAUAUCAUCAUGAACCCUCAUGGAUACCCCAGCAGAAUGACUGUUGGGAAGCUAAUUGAGCUGUUAGCAGGGAAAGCUGGGGUACUGGAUGGGCGUUUCCACUAUGGCACGGCUUUUGGCGGCAGUAAAGUGAAGGAUGUGUGUGAGGAUCUGAUUCGCUAUGGAUACAACUACCAGGGCAAGGACUACGUCACCUCUGGCAUCACUGGAGAACCUCUGGAGGCCUACAUCUACUUUGGUCCAGUGUACUAUCAGAAACUGAAGCACAUGGUGUUGGACAAGAUGCAUGCCCGAGCACGUGGUCCAAGAGCAGUGCUUACCAGACAACCUACAGAAGGACGCUCUAGAGACGGUGGUCUGCGUCUGGGAGAGAUGGAAAGGGACUGUCUGAUUGGCUAUGGUGCUAGCAUGCUGCUGCUGGAGCGCCUCAUGAUCUCCAGUGAUGCUUUUGAGGUUGACGUGUGUGGUCAGUGCGGCCUGCUGGGAUACUCUGGGUGGUGCCACUACUGUAAGUCUUCAUGCCAUGUAUCAUCUCUGCGCAUUCCAUAUGCCUGCAAGCUGCUCUUUCAGGAGCUACAGUCCAUGAACAUCGUGCCUCGGCUUAAACUAGCACCCUACAAUGAGUGAACGUGCUGACUGAUCUCAAGGCAAGAAAAUUGUACAGCUAACUCAAGCUACUGUAAAAACUGCACUCAUAGCUGUGUACGUCUGGAUAUCGGUGCCAUGCUGUAAUGGUUCUUCAGACGUGUUAAUGAAAUUCUGUGGAAAACUUUAGUGGCUUUAUUUUGAGUUUAAAGAGGUUAAGACGUUUAAUGUCUAAAAGAAACUAAUUCAGAAAAGAUUAGAAUAUCACACUAAUCUCAAGUGGCAGAUAGAGCUUGCAUGAAGAAAGUGCAUACUAUUUUUUUCUUUCAGAUGAAGAAAUGAAGAUUAUUCAUUAUUUCUCUUUUUGGUUUGGUCACAGCAAUUGUGACAUUUUCUUUAUGUAUAUGUAAGUAAUAAAUCUUUAAAUUAUAGAA